Pezoporus occidentalis (night parrot) is the source of this 6193-nucleotide messenger RNA. It is a transcript of the gene RBMS3, whose product is annotated as RNA binding motif single stranded interacting protein 3. Lineage: Eukaryota; Metazoa; Chordata; Aves; Psittaciformes; Psittacidae. Gene Ontology annotation, biological process: chloroplast rRNA processing. Gene Ontology annotation, molecular function: poly(U) RNA binding; mRNA 3'-UTR binding; poly(A) binding. The coding region runs from base 171 to 1820 and encodes 549 amino acids. Gene Ontology annotation, cellular component: ribonucleoprotein complex; chloroplast thylakoid membrane; nucleus. The record is from RefSeq and is a predicted model, not a curated record. The transcript is spliced from 18 exons.
CCAGUCACACACAUGCCCUCAGCCCGCGGAGAGGAGAUUAACAUCGCGGAGCCCACGUUUGCAAUAGCGGGUGGUGCUGGGGGGAGGCGAGGGGAAAAUAAAAUAAAAGCAGCAGUCGGGUAAAUGCUCGUCUCUUCUCGCCACCAGCACCUUGCACAGUGAACUGGAAGAUGGAGAUGGAUGUUAAGGGAGUUUCUCCGUGCCAGGAGCCCAUCCCCCCGGCGGCGGGGUCUGGCGGCUGCCCGCACCAGCGCCCGCACCACCGCGAUGGGCAGCCCGCGGAGCCGGCCCCCGCCACCGACAGCGGCCACCCGGAGCGGAGGCACGGCAGCGAGAAAGAGGACAAAAAGAGAACUACAGCCAACAAGACUUCUGGUGCUCCUUCCUACAGCAGAUGGUCAAGUUCACAGCCCCAUCAGUCCAGCUCCACAGUGAGAACGUACCAAAACAGUAAAUCGAGAGUGACCAUGAGCCCUGGCUUUAGCUCCCAGUGGAAUAGCAGCCAACCUGCUUGGAAUACAUACACCUUUCCAAGAGCAAGCUUGCACUACCAGUCUCAUGCUAGCUACACCUACUGUGCUGGACAUCCUGCUCAGUCCUAUGCACCAGCUCCCCACCCCAUGGCUCCUCCCAGCCCCAGCACAAACAGCAGCAACAACAGCAGCAACAACAGCAGUGGAGAGCAGUUGAGUAAAACCAACCUGUACAUUCGAGGCCUUCCACCCGGCACCACUGAUCAGGACCUUAUCAAGCUGUGCCAGCCGUAUGGGAAAAUUGUAUCCACAAAGGCAAUUCUUGACAAAAACACAAAUCAGUGCAAAGGUUACGGCUUUGUAGAUUUUGACAGUCCAGCAGCAGCACAGAAAGCAGUAGCAUCUCUGAAAGCAAAUGGCGUGCAGGCGCAGAUGGCAAAGCAACAAGAGCAAGAUCCCACAAAUCUAUACAUCUCAAAUUUACCCGUUUCCAUGGAUGAGCAGGAACUGGAGAAUAUGCUGAAACCCUUUGGACAUGUCAUUUCCACCAGAAUAUUAAGAGAUGCUAAUGGAGUCAGCAGAGGAGUCGGCUUUGCCAGGAUGGAGUCUACAGAAAAAUGUGAAGUAGUAAUUCAACAUUUUAAUGGGAAAUAUCUGAAAACCCCACCCGGUCUACCAGCCCCCACUGAGCCUUUGCUGUGCAAAUUUGCUGAUGGAGGGCAAAAGAAGCGCCAGAAUCAAAGCAAAUAUACACAGAAUGGAAGGCCUUGGCCCAGAGAAGGAGAGGCUGGCAUGGCUUUGACUUAUGAUCCAACAGCUGCUAUACAGAAUGGAUUUUAUUCCUCACCGUACAGUAUUCCAACAAACCGCAUGAUUCCACAGACAUCAAUCACGCCAUUCAUUGCUGCUUCCCCUGUCUCUACAUAUCAGGUCCAGAGUACUUCAUGGAUGCCUCAUCCGCCAUAUGUUAUGCAACCAACAGGUGCUGUGAUAACGCCGACAAUGGACCACACUAUGUCAAUGCAGCCCGCAAGUAUGAUGGGCCCUCUGACCCAACAGAUGAACCACCUUUCCUUGGGCACAACGGGAACUUACAUGACUGCUGCUGCACCUAUGCAAGGGACCUACAUUCCCCAGUACACUCCUGUGCCUCCAACAGCUGUCCCUAUUGAAGGUGUUGUUGCUGAUACUUCUCCACAGACAGUAGCAUCUUCAUCACAGGAAGCCAGUGGUCAACAGCAACAGAUGACAGUGGAAACAUCCAGUGAACAUGCGCCUGCAUAUUCUUACCAACAAUCUAAGCAACGAAGGAGAGGCAAUGUACUCAGAAUGAACUGGGUGGUAUAAGGACUCUGUACUCUCUUUACAGUAAACAGGACUGAAGAAUGUCGGUCUGAAAUCUUUGCCUUGAAUGGAGAGACUUCGCUGAACAAGAAGUUGGCUUCCAGUUUGCACAGGCGUCAAAUGAAUGCUUUUUUUUUUCUACCUUUCCCAACGAAAACAAAACAGUGUUUUUAUGUGCUGUGCAAAUGGUUCCGUCAUGUAGUCUUUUUUUUUUUGACUUCUUUUUUUUUUUUUUUUUUACUAAAGAAAGAACCCAGAGGAAAACCUCUGGUCAACAUUUCAUCUGGACAAACAUUUGAAUUCAGAAUUUACCUGGAAGUGUAGCUAGAUUUAUUUUUGUUUUGUUUUGUUUUUUUAAACAGAAAAACUGAUGAUGUCAAGAGGGAGCAAGUUGUGAUGAAAACUAAUUGUCUUCCUCAAAAAUUAAGCUACUCUUUUUCUCUUGUUUUCUUUUCCUUCUUGUUUUAAAUCUAGAGUGGGGUUUUUUUGUUUGUUUUCGAUUUUUUUUUGUUUUUUUUAAAUAAAUGUUUAGGUAAGGUUUAUCUUGAAUCUUAAUUGCCUUAAUUUUAAGGACGUCAAAGGCUCUCAAGGCAAGCUGUCAACGUCUUGUUAGAAAAACUGAGAAGGAAAUGAAACUGCUCACACCGGUGCUGGUGCAGAAGUUUAAUAGACUGAGUUUUUGGAGUGAACAAAAAAUAAACUGUACAGUUUAAAAGAAAAUGAUUUUCUUCUUUUGAAGAAAAGUUGAUGAUAAAGGAACUGUGGCAACUGAAAGGAUUGGAAAAAUGCUGGGACUUUUAUGAACUUUGUCUUAAGUGUUGACAGAAAAAAAAUUCUAGAAGGCUAAGGCAUUUUACAGUAAAGUUAUUGAAUUGAGAAAAAAACAUACUGCAUUAUAGAGAAUGCAGGGUUUUUUUCUUGCAGAAUGCAGAUUUUUUUAUUUACAAAGCGUGAUCGCUAGCAAAAGCAUUAGUGCUUUUUAUCUGCAGUCUUUUUUAUGAGCUUUAAGAAGUUUUUAGUCUGCUUUGCUUGUCACAUUGCAAAAACCUAGCUUAAGAGCAUUAAAAAAACUUAAGUAGAUAGGAGCUUAUGGUCAAAAAAAGUGCAAAAAAAGCAAUAGAUAGAAGAAAUUGUUGACAAUUUCUGUAGUCUUUCCUAGUUGUGAACAAAUGCAGCCUAUGGAUGGCCUAUUUUAUACCAAAGAUGAAGUGACACCCUAACGCAGUCCAGAAGAUAGAGAUUUUUUUUUCUUUUUUUAUCUUUAUUUGACCUACAUGGCCGGACCAGUUCUUACUUUCUUGUUUGUUUAAACUAUCUUCCACUGGUGUUUUUACAUACUGCAUAUGUUUAUAAUGGAAAUUUCGGAAUAGUUGGGGUUAGAAGCUCGUUAAUGGUGUGCUUUGGAGAACAUCCCAAAGCAAGGGGAAGUAGGUUGCCAACUAAUCUGUCCAGGUGGGCUUUAAUUUUGAUGAGUUUUUCUGUUACAUUGCCUGAUCUUUGGUAUUUCUACUGAAACAAAGAGUCUUCCUUCUGAAUUCUGACAUACUGCAGAUUCAUUUCUUCACCUCAGUCUUUGUCAUCGUCCAGCAUGCAUAGCCACCUUAAUUCUGUGUUUGUUUUUCAGUGAUGCAUUUGAAUUGCCAGAUAGAGGCAAGCAAAAGCAAACCUGAUCCUUGAUCUCAUUUUAGCUCUCCCUUACAAGAAUAAAUGUUGAAAAUAAUGUAGUAUUGUUAUGCAGACAGGAAGUUAAAAAUUAUUCUUCUCUGCUAUUAUUUCUGCUGUCUUAAUAUGUUGGCUGACAAUCACUAAUGUAUGAUUAGGCAAAAAAAGACACUAAAUGGAAUCCACUGAAACCUGUUUUAGGAAUGACAGUUAUUUUCCAUAGAGAAAUCUUGGUUAUGGCCCUCACUUUUUCCAAACAGAUGAACGAAAAAGUUGAGAAGCAAGUCAAAAGAUGUUUUUUUCCCUUAAGGAGACAGAAGAGAAGCAGCAUUCAAAUGUAUGCAUACAUACACAUACAUCUACAUGUAAAAAUUAAACCAAGCUGUUUUCAAUCUUCCUUCUACCAGAAGAGAGGGGAAGCUUCAUCACAUUUAUUGUGGUGCAUUAGAGACAGGGUAUCCAUUAAAAAUAAUAAAAUUAAAACAUAUAUAUUGGAUCAAUCUGAUUCAGCUACCCAAUUCUAAAAAGAGAUCUGUGUUGCCCUAACCUGACUUUUUUGGGAAAAAGAACACAAUAUUUUUUUAAAUUGAUAAAACAAGAUCAUAUUUUUUAACAUGGGGGGAGGGAAGGGGUUUCCCAAGUAAAUGGCUGCUAGAUAUGCAACAUAGAAAAGAGAGAAAUGGGGGUUCACAUGGUUCUCCACCAGAGGAAGAGGGCCUGAUUUUCAGAAGUGGUAAAACUUUUGCUUUCUCCAGAGUAGUUGUUGAUAUUCAACACUUCUGAAAACCAGACGAUGCCAAAGUAAAAGAACAACAAAAUCCGCAAUUCAGAAAAGAAAAAAAAUCCUUCUGUUUCACAUGCUGUCUCAUUACUCUUGUUUCCUUUUGAGAGUGGCACUUGAAUUUUGUCUUUGGAUAAAGGUUCCCUCUUUCUUUGGAGGGCAUAUGAGGAAAAAAAAAAAAAAAUCGAUCUAGCCUUAUUUUCUUCCUUCCUACAUGUAUUCUUUUUUUGUCUGUCUCUGAAUUCUUUGUACAAAAAUAUAACCGCACUCACAAGUCAGUUAAAUAUGUAAUAAAUACAUUUGUUUCUGUGUUAGUUCUAAUGUGACACACAAAGUCUCAUUUACUAUCAACAAUGAGGCUACAAGGUAGCUACCAUGUGGCUGAUGAAUAUGCUGAGGUACCUUCUUGUUUCUAUUCAGAACUCUGCUGCUUUAUUUAUACAUUCAGAAACUUUUUUCUUAUUUUUUCAGCAAAGUUAAACGAUCUCAAGUGUUUUUUAUUAAACUCAACAGGCAUCACAGUAACAUGAUGCCUGCCACUUUAAAGUGUUUCAAGUGCAUUCUGUAUUAGAACUGUUCCCUUAUUUUUCCAUGCUAUAAUGUUCAAUAGUGUUUGAAAUAAAAAGAAACAAAGCAAAGAAGUAGAGGAAGAAGAGAAGGAAAGAAAAUGGAUCCCUUAAAUACAGCUGAUCAUAUUACUGAUCCCAAAAAAAACAGUGAGCUGGUACUUGAAAUUCCUUGAAUUGUAAACAAUGUGGACCUUGAAUAUAAACAGUCAUAGAUUAUAAGGUAAGAAAAAAACUUAUUUGGAACAUACAAAAUGAUCAGAAAGUGGUAACUUAUUUGUAAAAUAAGAAGAUGAGGGAAAAGAGAACAGUAGAAAAGCAACACACAUUCUGCAUGGAUGUUGUUGUAGGAGAGGAAUACUUGUGGCCUCUGAAAUCUGAAACUGGUUUUCUUUGUGUUCUGGAUAAUAAGAUUUUUUGGAAGAUUUUAUUAUUAUCUGUUUGAAUUUCUGUUUUCCUUUUUUUUUUUUUUUCUUUUUUUUGUGGAGACCUGAAUUUGUAAAGUCAAUAUCUGUCUGUCUUACCAAUUUAGCUUUAAAUAUCAGGAGGGUUCCUGAAAGGUUGCAGAAACAACUGUAGAAGUCUAAGGCAAUGGUGCCUGGCCCAGAGGUCUAGAAGUAACAUUAAAUCCGUAAGCUGAACUGCGUAGUUUCCAUCACACCUGAAUACUUGUAAAUAGUAAAAUCUGGAUGUUCAGGUUUGGUAUUUUUGGUUUUACCUGAAAAGAUAAAUACAGAAGGGGUGUCAUAAAAUGAUGAAUUAUGGCUAGAAAAUUCUGUAUACCUGGGCUCAUCACUUAACAUGGAGGAAAAAAAAUGUUACAGUGGAACUGAAGAGAGUGUUGUAUUUGCAGGUGCUGACUCAAGUGUAGAUCAGGGCACUGAGAAGUCUCUUCCCAGUGAGGUUGCUGAGGGACUCUCCUUCCUAUCUGGCUCUACUGCUGGUUUUGUAAGCACUUUUCACCUGUGACAGUCAGGCCUCAAAUUGUGAAUGUCCUCUUACUGCCUUCCAGUGAAACAGACUCUUGAAAUGUCCUUAGCUUGUGCUUACUUGUAUAGUUCUUUUUACCAAGAGACUGCCUUGGUUGUGUUGGUCAAGAAAUGCACUGUAAUGCAGAAUGAGGCGUAUCUGAGAGCAAUUGCAUCACACUGUAUCAUCUUCUGCUAUGGAUGCAUGCCCAACUGUGGAAGAUAAAGGCUGGUGAUUAGAGAAGUGAGGGCUUAAACUUUCAAUGGGCUGAAGCAUUCAAAUGGAUUUUUACUCAAGUAAAAAUCAAAUGAAGGGGUUUAUUUAUGUAUGUAUGUGUACCAAAACUCAGCAAAUUUGAGGAAGCCUGCAUUGUAAUAAAGUUUAUUUUUAAUAUGUCA